Baudoinia panamericana UAMH 10762 is the source of this 618-nucleotide messenger RNA. RefSeq lists its product as uncharacterized. The transcript is spliced from 2 exons. The record is from RefSeq and is a predicted model, not a curated record. Gene Ontology annotation, cellular component: fungal-type vacuole membrane; phagocytic vesicle; late endosome. Gene Ontology annotation, molecular function: GTP binding; GTPase activity. Gene Ontology annotation, biological process: regulation of vacuole fusion, non-autophagic. Lineage: Eukaryota; Fungi; Ascomycota; Dothideomycetes; Mycosphaerellales; Teratosphaeriaceae. Bases 1 to 618 code for a protein of 205 amino acids.
AUGUCCUCACGAAAGAAGAUUCUCUUGAAGGUGAUCAUACUUGGUGACAGCGGUGUUGGCAAGACUUCACUCAUGAACCAAUAUGUCAACAAGAAGUUCUCGGCCAGCUACAAGGCCACAAUUGGCGCCGACUUCCUCACCAAAGAAGUCUUGGUAGACGAUCGGUUAGUGACGAUGCAGCUAUGGGACACCGCCGGACAGGAACGCUUUCAGAGCCUAGGCGUAGCCUUCUACCGAGGAGCAGAUUGCUGCGUGCUGGUGUACGAUGUCAACAAUGCGAAAAGUUUCGACACGCUAGAUUCAUGGCGGGACGAGUUCCUAAUACAAGCAAGUCCGAUGGACCCGGAGGGCUUCCCAUUUGUGGUCCUUGGUAACAAGGUGGACGUGGGUGAGGACAAGAGGGUGAUCAGCACCAAAAGGGCAAUGGCGUUUUGCCAAGCAAAAGGCGGCAUACCGUACUUUGAGACAAGUGCGAAGGAGGCGGUGAAUGUUGAGCAAGCAUUUGAAGUCAUUGCACGCAAUGCGCUAGCGCAAGAAGAAUCGCAAGAUUUCAACCCGGACUUUCCGGAGACGAUUCCGAUCAACAUCGGCGAGCAGAACCAAGGAUGCUCUUGCUAA